CGCUGCUAGAAGCAAGCGAGCAGCUGGUGAACGCACACUAAGGGCAAUUACAACCAGCCAGUAGAAAAAGGACAUCAAAAGGGGCCAAGUUGGGCCUGAGGCCGGCAGGAAUCGAGGCCGGUUUGGGCCGCGCUUUGGGGCCCACGUUGGGGCCGUACUCGUCCAAUAGUUGAUCCCGCAGUGCGCUCAAUUCGGUUGGGCUCAAUGUUGCAAUCGCACUUAGUUUACACGCGUGGCAGAUACUUUGCUUCCGAAGCAGGGCCUCGUACCUUAUACAAUCGCAGUGCUGUUUUGUUGAUCAUGCGGUUCCUAUGGCUGUCACUGGUGGUGCUCCGGCCUGUCCGUGGACUUUCCGCAGUCAGUCUGUCCCAGACGGAAACAGAGGACAGCAAGUUGAAGAAUUCGUGCGAACCCAUAGGGCAAGAAGUUGAAAUGGACGAACCAUUCGAACAGCGAGUAGUUUUCCCUCCGAAGGCGAACUGCAACGAGGAAAGCUGGAGGAUUCCUAAGUUCAAGGUUUCUGGCGGAAAACACGUCACGUUCUCGCAGAAGCCGUGGAUCGUGUUCCGAGGGGCAACAUUUCGCAGCUCGGCCGACGCGCAGGAGGUGGCGCUCUGUUCAAUCAGGCGCCACGUGGUGGAACCCCUGAAGAGGGCGUACGCUUUGAACUCGGUGCACGUGCACCUCUGCGUUCGCCCCCACGGGGCGAACCGUCGACUCGUGGCGAGCGCCGAAAAGUAUUUCGGGGCCGCGAUCGGCGACGUCAGCUUGCGGGAGCUGAGCAAGGCAGAGCAGCCCCUGCAGCAGGGCCAGUACAGGGCCUGCCUGGCUGACGUGCCCAACGACGCCAGGUUCGCGCUCAUCCUGCGGCCAGACCUGGUCUUUAAGGAGAGUUUGAGCUUUGAACGCGCUGUGUCCCCCGACAUGUUCUAUUUCCAGUGGAACUUGUUCCAAUCUUGCGUGAAUCGCGAAAUCGCGGACCAGAUUCAUCUAGUGGGGGGCAAUUUGAUCCCGGACUUGAAAGACAAGUGGAAUAGCGAGCAGAUGGGGGCAGUCAAACCGGGGCAGGCAUAUUGGGACACUUUCCACAUGAUGUUCAUGUGGGCCGCGAACGCGUUCGGACAGGAGCGUUUGGGAUAUUUGAUGGAAUAUCCCGCUACGAAUUGUUUUUAUCAGGGCAGCGGCGAGAUUCCGCGAUGGCACAAAUACGGCUUCUGCAAGCAGCGUGGGAACCCGGGGGGGGGGAUGCACCACGGCAACCUCACGAACCCGCUGUUCACCUACGACCGCUGGAUCAGUGCCGACGGCGAGGCGUUGUGCAAAUGGGACUAGACUUCGGGGCCAAGGCGCGCGGGCGAAGCGAGGCGUUUGGCCUCUCCGUAGCGCCGGGAGGCAGCGCUUGGCUGUGUCUCGCUUUUCUUGGAUGUUGCAUCCCCGCGUUGGGGCAAUCGUCGCAAUUAUAGCUGGCGCCUUGUUGCAACUUGCAAAAUCUGUCAUCGCGCACGUAGGGGGGGAUGAACACUGUGCCAGGGGCACUGUUGGUUCAACCGUCCAAUGGUCCAUGCAAUUGCUCGAGGUACUAGUGUCAAAACGGCAGCCGGCGCCCCUGGGAAGUGCCACUGCUUUCCACGCAAGACAGCGCAUGGCAGCCAUGCCUGCCAAUGCCCUGAUCGCUUCUGCAGGCUGCGGCGAUUGGAAUGGCGGUGGUGGCCACAUGUGAGAAACCCAUGGCAUCCUCAAAUAGCCUGCUGCUUUUCCUAUUAGAUCCGGGGUCUGCAACGGCAGGCUAAGCAUCGAGAGGGUACGGACUCUUGCACUAGAUGCUGCGCAAUGCUCGAUUGAUGACGACACCCCAGGUGAGGAGCAAGAGUUACUGUGAAGUAGCUUUGUGUAAGUUUCAUGCUGACCAGUGAAGUAUCUGACACGCUUCUUGCCUGGAUAGCUCUGAAAUAUGCAUCAAUGUCGUAUCCGUGCCGCCGCCAGAGAAGCGGGGUGAGAUGUUACCCAGCGCAGCGAUCUCCGCGCACGAAUCGAACAGUUGUUGCCGACUUGCUCCAUCGGUCG
Molecule: messenger RNA, 2064 nt
Organism: Prorocentrum cordatum
Lineage: Eukaryota; Dinophyceae; Prorocentrales; Prorocentraceae
Source: the annotation of a GenBank genome assembly